GGAGCUCAGUAGAUUCGAUUCUCCAUCACUGUUUUUCUCCCCAGUUUCUCCGUAAAACGAUGGGGAAUUUCUCUCGCCAGAUGAGGAUCUCGUCGGCGCUGCUGAAGCGGUUUCAGUCGCGGGGGAGGGCGGUUUCUGCCGCGAAUGUGGACGGUUCGAGGUGUUUCACCACGACGGAGGGGCACCGUCCGACCAUCGUUCAUAAGCGCAGCCUGGAUAUACUCCACGAUCCGUGGUUCAACAAGGGAACUGCAUUUUCUAUGACAGAACGUGAUCGUCUCGACCUUCGAGGAUUACUGCCUCCAAAUGUCAUGACUCCUGAACAACAAAUAAUGCGAUUUAUGUCUGAUUUGAAGAGGCUUGAACUAAGUGCUAGAGAUGGACCAUCUGAUCCAUACAAUUUGGCUAAAUGGCGCAUUCUUAACCGCUUGCAUGAUAGAAAUGAGACGAUGUAUUAUAAGGUUCUUAUUGACAAUAUUGAGGAGUAUGCACCUAUAGUAUAUACACCUACUGUUGGUCUUGUAUGCCAGAAGUAUAGCGGUUUAUUCAGACGACCUCGGGGGAUGUAUUUUAGUGCAGCAGAUCGUGGAGAAAUGAUGUCAAUGGUUUACAACUGGCCAUCUGAUCAGGUUGAUAUGAUUGUUGUUACGGACGGAAGCAGGAUUCUUGGUCUUGGAGAUCUUGGGGUUCAGGGAAUUGGAAUUGCAAUUGGAAAAUUAGAUCUUUAUGUUGCCGCUGCAGGAUUAAAUCCACAGAGAGUUCUACCUGUUAUGAUUGAUGUCGGAACCAACAAUGAGGAGCUUUUGAAGGACCCCAUGUACUUGGGGUUGCAAGAGCAUCGGCUUGAUGGGGAUGAGUAUGUUUCGGUUAUUGAUGAAUUCAUGGAAGCUGUCUUUACUCGUUGGCCCCAUGUGAUUGUUCAGUUUGAAGAUUUUCAGAGUAAGUGGGCCUUGAACUUGUUGCAGCGAUAUAGGAAAGAAUACAGAAUGUUCAAUGAUGAUGUUCAGGGAACGGCAGGGGUUGCACUUGCUGGUCUAUUAGGAGCUGUGAGAGCUCAAGGAAGACCAAUGAUUGAUUUUCCAAAAAUGAAGAUUGUUGUUGCUGGUGCUGGGAGUGCUGGAAUAGGUGUUCUCAAUGCUGCAAGGAAGACAAUGGCAAGGAUGCUAGGAGACACUGAAAUUGCUUUUGAAAGCGCUAGAAGUCAAUUUUGGGUUGUUGAUGCUAAUGGACUUGUUACAGAGGCACGUGAAAACAUUGAUCCAGAUGCUCGCCCAUUUGCAAGGAAAGUUAAAGAAAUUGAACGUCAAGGGUUGGCAGAAGGGGCAAAUCUUGCUGAAGUGGUACACAAAGUUAAACCAGAUGUGCUUCUUGGGCUGUCAGCUGUAGGAGGUCUAUUUUCUAAAGAGGUGCUAGAAGCUCUUAAAGAAACAACUUCAACCAGACCAGCAAUUUUCCCAAUGUCUAACCCAACAAGAAAUGCUGAAUGCACCCCGGAAGAUGCAUUUUCCAUUGUUGGCGAUAACAUCAUAUUUGCUAGUGGAAGCCCUUUUAAAGACGUCAAACUCGGAAAUGGUCAUGUUGGUCACUGCAACCAAGCAAAUAACAUGUUCCUUUUCCCCGGCAUUGGACUUGGUACACUUUUGUCUGGAUCUAAGAUAGUUUCAGAUGGAAUGCUACAGGCCGCCGCGGAAUGCCUGGCUGGAUAUAUGACGGAGGAAGAGGUACUCCAAGGGAUCAUUUACCCAUCAAUAUCCAGAAUUCGUGAUAUAACAAAGGAAAUAGCAACAGCAGUCAUUAUGGAAGCCAUAGAGGAGGAUCUGGUGGAAGGAUACCGCGAGAUGGAUGCCCGGGUAUUGCAGAAACUUAGUCAGGAUGAAAUAAGGUGUUAUGUGCAAAACAAUAUGUGGAGUCCUGGAUACCCAACAUUGGUGUACAAGCAGGAUUAAGGUCUGACUCUGACCCCCAUCCACACACACACACACACACAUAUAUGCUUCAUUUAUGAAUACUAGUCUCACGAUUCAAUUAAGAAAUUUAUGUUUUUUGUAUCUUUUGUGUAUUUUAGUAUUUAUUGAUCUUCAUACACCACACCACACUGCUUUCUGUGAACAAUCUGAUGAAGGAGAGAAUUCCUUCAGUAUUCUGAAAUGGCAUUUCCUGCAUUUGUGUAAGGAUUAAAAUUAGAUUUCA
Molecule: messenger RNA, 2190 nt
Organism: Andrographis paniculata
Lineage: Eukaryota; Viridiplantae; Streptophyta; Magnoliopsida; Lamiales; Acanthaceae
Product: NAD-dependent malic enzyme 62 kDa isoform, mitochondrial
Exons: 19
Coding region: 60-1946 (628 amino acids)
Biological process (GO): pyruvate metabolic process; malate metabolic process
Cellular component (GO): mitochondrion
Molecular function (GO): malate dehydrogenase (decarboxylating) (NAD+) activity; NAD binding
Source: RefSeq, a predicted model, not a curated record